AUGACUGUCCGAAACAUCGCCUCCAUCUGUAAUAUGGGCACCAAUGCCUCUGCUCUGGAAAAAGACAUCGGCCCAGAGCAGUUUCCCAUCAAUGAGCACUACUUCGGAUUGGUCAAUUUCGGGAACACAUGCUACUGUAACUCUGUGCUCCAGGCCUUGUACUUCUGCCGGCCGUUCCGUGAGAAUGUGCUGGCAUACAAGGCCCAGCAAAAAAAGAAGGAAAACUUGCUGACGUGCUUGGCAGACCUUUUCCACAGCAUUGCCACACAGAAGAAGAAGGUUGGCGUGAUCCCACCAAAGAAGUUCAUUUCGAGGCUGAGAAAAGAGAAUGAUCUCUUUGAUAACUACAUGCAGCAGGAUGCUCACGAAUUUUUAAAUUAUUUGCUAAACACUAUUGCGGACAUCCUGCAGGAAGAGAAGAAACAGGAGAAACAAAAUGGGAAAUUAAAAAAUGGCAACAUGAAUGAACCUGCAGAGAACAAUAAACCAGAACUCACUUGGGUCCAUGAGAUUUUUCAGGGAACGCUCACCAAUGAAACUCGAUGCUUGAACUGUGAAACUGUUAGUAGCAAAGAUGAAGAUUUUCUUGAUCUUUCUGUCGAUGUGGAGCAGAAUACAUCUAUUACCCACUGCCUGAGAGACUUCAGCAACACAGAAACUCUGUGUAGUGAACAGAAAUAUUAUUGUGAAACGUGCUGCAGCAAACAGGAGGCCCAGAAAAGGAUGAGAGUGAAGAAGCUGCCCAUGAUCUUGGCCCUGCACCUGAAGCGGUUCAAGUACAUGGAGCAGCUGCACAGGUACACCAAGCUCUCCUACCGCGUGGUCUUCCCGCUGGAGCUGCGGCUCUUCAACACCUCCAGCGACGCCGUGAACCUGGACCGCAUGUACGACCUGGUGGCCGUGGUGGUGCACUGUGGCAGCGGUCCUAAUCGUGGGCAUUAUAUCACUAUUGUGAAAAGUCACGGCUUCUGGCUUUUGUUUGAUGACGACAUCGUAGAGAAAAUUGAUGCCCAAGCUAUUGAAGAAUUCUAUGGCCUGACGUCAGAUAUAUCAAAAAAUUCGGAAUCUGGAUAUAUUUUAUUCUAUCAGUCACGAGAAUAA
Messenger RNA from Pipistrellus nathusii (Nathusius's pipistrelle), 1101 nucleotides. The record is from the annotation of a GenBank genome assembly. Lineage: Eukaryota; Metazoa; Chordata; Mammalia; Chiroptera; Vespertilionidae.